AUGGCGCCAAAUACUAGAUUUGAUUCCAGUGCAGCUAGCCAAGAGGAAUUGGCUUUCAGGGGGGCUUUCUCAAAUGGACAGCAGAGAAAUUUGAGAAAUGUUGAUUCGGAUAAGUCUGCAAGCUUUCGUGAAGGUAAUGACAGUCGGAUGAUUAUUUCUGAUACUAUUAUGUUGCAGGGAAGUUCUACAUCUUCACGAGAUUCGGAUCCAAUAACCACAGGAGGUCCAAAGUAUACUAGUUUAAAUGUCUUAAAACGGGUUCUGGGGAUAUCUCCUGUAAACACCCUUGAAGAUUUUGCUUUUCGAACUGGUAAUCCUAAGCCUCGCAUUCCAGCGGAUCCGGAGGAACGGAAACGAUUCAAAGCAAGUGUACAGGAGGCUUCUGCCAGGGCUAGUAAUGGAUCAAAGAGGUUGGAUGAAUCUGUACACAAAUUGAACAAAUAUUGGGAGGCCGUAAACUCAAAGAAGCAAUUUCAGAACGAGAGGUUACUAAGUGAAAGGACGAGUGGGUCUCAUUUAUCUAACAUGGGAACUCAGACACAUCAGAGCACUACAGAGCUUGCAAAUCAAAAACCAGGGGAUAUACCUAAGAAAGUCAUUCUGAACACGCACAUUGGUACAUCAGCCGUUGAGAUACAGGCUGAAGGGCUAAACAAUAGGUUUGGCAGACAGUCUUUGACAAUUGGAAAGGAUAAAGACGACGUCAAGGAUGUUGGCAAGGUUUGUGAUGGUGUUCAAGAGAAGAUUCAAAGGCUACCUGUAAGUGGAGAAACAAGGGAUAGAAAAAUGAAAAGAAAACAUUCCAUGGGUACCGUCUCGGCUGGAUCCACUGACGGGGAAGGAGAGCCGAAAAGAGUUAUGUAUCUAAAGCAAGCUAGUGAGUCUGGUCUGCAUUCUUGUGAUGCCAUAGGUUUGAGAUUUGAUGAUCAUGGCAAAAAUUAUACCGGUGGUAUUUAUCCACAUACAAAAGGCAAAGCUUCAAGGGCACCUCAAACUGGUAACUUGAUAGUUGGAAACUCAUCUUCUGAAACACUUGACGCCCGGGAGCAACCUUUAAAUGUGAACCAGCCUCAUUCAUUGAUUGGGGCAAUCAAUCAUAAGCGUCCUUUUCCUGUAGAAUCGUCUAUGUCCCAUUUAGUCCAAUGGGCUGGGCAGAGGCCUCAAAAGAGUUCUCGCACUCGAAGAGCAAAUGGGGUAUCGCCGCCGGUCUUCAAUUGUGAUGAAAUGCCUAUGCCAUUUGAAGGCUGUUCCCCUUCUAGCAGUAAUAUAAUGACUUCUACUACAAAUAGUGGACCACUUACAUCCAAGGGUGCUAUCAACAACAUACAAUGCACUAGGAAUAAAAAGGAUGACAAUUCAUUCCAGACCAGAAUAUAUGAAAGAGUAGAAUCUGGCACCGGGGCAGAUGGUGAAAGUAAAUUAACGGAGAAAGUAUUGGACAGAAACAAAAGUGAUGGAAGAGCCAUAAAUGAUUCCUGUAAUAUAGGUUCCUACAUGGCAAUGACAAAAAAGGAAAUAAAGCUGAGCAAAGAAGAGACUGGAGAUCGUCUGCGUAGGCAGUGUAGUGGCAGCAAUGGCUUUUCAGUUUUGAAGAAUGGCAUCUCAUCAACUGAAGAGAAGUCUGAGAUUUUAACCUUGACAAAGCGAACUCAAAAUACGAAGCCUUCUUCUCUAAAGAAUGCAAGUAGAUCAAGGCGACCUCGUAUGAAGAAGUCACACAAUAGUAAAGCUAUUGCUCAUCCUGGGCAUCCGUCAACUAGUAGUUUCCCAGAUAUUGCGGGUAGGUCAGGUGAUGACUGUGAGGAACUAUUAUUAGCGGCCAACUUUGCUAGCAAUGCCAGCUAUACUGGCUGUUCUAGUUCAUUCUGGAAGAAAAUGGAACCUAAUUUUGCUCCUGUCAACUUGGAAGUCAUAGACCACUUGAAGCAGCAGGAUGGGGUUGUGCAUACGGAUAACCUUUUUUCGCUAUAUCCACUUGAAGGAGAAAGAGGGAGAAACAUUUUAAAUCAAUCUGAUUCAAAAGAGCUAUCUUCAAUGGUUGACAUGGUUGAUCAACCUCACGAUGGCAGCUUUCUGUCCAGUCAAAUGGAUUUAGAAUGCAAACUCCCACCAUUGUACCAAAGAGUAUUGACAGCUUUGAUCAUUGACGAUCAAACUGAAGAAACUGUUGGAGAUGAAAACACAUCUUUUCUGCAUGAAAGAGAUGACCCUUCUGUUGGAUUCUACACUGACACAGUUUCCAGUAAUGGGAAUGCUGCCUUUACAUGUGACGGAAUGUCUAUGGAGGAUAAACUCUUAAUGGAGCUACAGAUUGUCGGCAUAUACCCAGAACCAGUGCCCGAGCUUUCUGAUGGAGGUUGUGAAGCUAUUGACCAAGAAAUUACUCAAUUGCAGAAGGGAAGCUGUCAGCAGCUCAUGAAACAGAAAGAAGGAUGUAUGAAACUUAUUCAAGCAGUAGAAGAUGGCAGGGAAUUGGAACAGCGAGCCCUUGAGCAAGUUGCUAUGGAUAAACUUGUUGAGUUGGCUUAUAAGAAGAAGCUGGCCACUCGGGGAACUAUUGCAGCAAAGUAUGGAAUUUCUAAGGCCUCAAGGCCAGUUGCUUUGGCUUUCAUGAAGAGGACUCUUGCUAGAUGCCGGGCAUUUGAGGAAACCGGGAAAAGUUGCUUUCUGGAUCCCACGUUAAAAAAUGUCCUAUUUGCAACUCCAGCCCUUGACAACUAUACUGUUUCAACUGUUGCUGAUGACCAACCACUUGCUCAAAACUCUCGGCAAGAUUUAGCACCACCAGGUUCAUUUCCUUCCAGGGAGCAAAAUGUCUUGGGAAAUUCAAACAAUCCAUCCAACCUGGAUUUUGCCAGGACUGGACCAAUACUGAAUGGAGGGAAGAAAGGUAAAGUGCUACCUGAUGAUGUUGGUGCUAGCGCUUAUUUGGGAGGGAAGAAAGGAGAAGUGCCACUUGAUGAUGUUGUUGCUAGUGAUUCUUUGGGAGGGAAGAAAGGAAAAGUGCUACUUGACGAUGCUGGUGCUAGUGCUUUGGGAGGGGAGAAAGAAAAAGCGCUACUUGAUGAAGUUGGUGCUAGUGCCUCUCUGGGAGGGAAGAAAGGAGAAGUGCUACUUUACGGUGUUGGUGCUUCUUUGGGAGGGAAGAAAGAAGUGCCACUUGAUGGUGUUGGUGCUAGUGCUUCUUUGGGAGGAAAAAAUGGAGAAGUGCUACUUGACGGUGUUGGAGCUAGUGCUUCUUUGGGAGGGAAAAAUGGAGAAGUGCUACUUGACGGUGUUAGGGCUAGUGCUUCUUCGGGUGGGAAGCGAGGAGAAGUGCUUGAUGUUGGUGCUAGUGCUUCUUUGGGAGGGAAGAAAGGAGAAGUGCUACUUGACGGUGGUGGUGCUAGUGCUUCUUUGGGAGGCAAAAAAGGAGAAGUGCUACGUGACGGUGUUAGGGCUAGUGCUUCUUCGGGAGGGAAGAAAGGAGAAGUGCUACUUGACAGUGGUGGUGCUAGUGCUUCUUUGGGAGGUAAGAAAGGAGAAGUGCCACUUGUCGAUGUUGGUGUUGAUGCCAGUGCUUCUUUGGGAGGGAAGAAAGGAGAAGUGCUACUUGAGGUUGUUGGUGCUAGUGCAACUCUUGGCAAUUCGUUCAUGGGUGGAACAAUGAGAAAGAGGAGUAAAAGAGGGAAGAACCAGGACAGUUCUAUAAGAAAUUAUGUUAAAACAGGCGGUCGUUCUUCUGCAAGUAACACGAGGAGUGAGCGGAAAACAAAAGCGAAGGCCAAACUGAAGACAGACCGACUCUCUACUUCUGCAAAAGGAUCUCUUGGCAAGUUGGUGGAAAAUACUAACUCUAAGCAUCAAUUGGCUUGUGCCUCUGAUCGACUGGUUUCCAGUGGUAACGAUAAUGUUGGCUCUGUAUCUCAUGGUUAUAGUACUAACAAUUUUGCCAUUGAAACCGAGGAUCCCUUGGAUUUAACAAACAUGCUUGAACUAGACUCCAUAGAACUUAGUGCAGAUAAAGACCUGGAUUCUUGGCUUAACAUUGGUGAUAAUGCCUUAGAAGAUAAUGAUGAUGCGCCGGGCCUAGACAUACCAAUGGACGAUCUGUUCACGGUUCUUUGA
This is a messenger RNA of Lathyrus sativus (Indian pea), 4107 nucleotides long. NCBI's taxonomy places the organism in Eukaryota, Viridiplantae, Streptophyta, Magnoliopsida, Fabales, Fabaceae. The record is from the annotation of a GenBank genome assembly.